This is a messenger RNA of Macrosteles quadrilineatus (aster leafhopper), 747 nucleotides long. RefSeq lists its product as uncharacterized. The record is from RefSeq and is a predicted model, not a curated record. NCBI's taxonomy places the organism in Eukaryota, Metazoa, Arthropoda, Insecta, Hemiptera, Cicadellidae. Gene Ontology annotation, biological process: DNA integration. The transcript has a single exon. Bases 1 to 747 code for a protein of 248 amino acids. Gene Ontology annotation, molecular function: nucleic acid binding.
AUGGUAUCAGACAAUGCCACAAUUUUCACCAGCGCAGAAUUCAAGAAAUACUGUUCAUCCAAUGGAAUUUUAAAGAAACUGAUUACAACUGGACAUGCAGCUACAAAUGGUCUUGCUGAAAGAACUAUCCAGACUUUGAAGCAAAGAUUAAAAGCAUUGGAAGAUGACCAUCGUCAAAUACAUACAAAGGUUCAAGAGAUUCUUCAACAAUAUCGUGCCACUCCUCUCUCAAAUGGACAAUCACCUGCAGAACGAUAUCUUCAUCGUAGGAUCCGCAUCAAGCUGGAUGCUCUUCAACCUUACCAUCCGGCAAAGAAUCCUCCUUCGAUAAUAAGAGUUCGAACAUUCAAUGUGGGGGAGAGAGUUCUCAUUAGGGAGUAUUCACAAAAUAAUAAAUAUAUAUGGAGAUUUGGUGAGAUUAUACAGAAACUAGGGACUCUUCACUAUAUUGUAAGGUUAGAUUCUGGAAGGACACUGAAACAUCAUCUAGACCAACUCCGGAAAACUCAAGUAAAGAAGGUUCAUUUCAACGAAUGUGAAGAAGUACCUAAUCAAGUUUCCAUAAUUCCACAAGUUCCAAUGCAAGCACCCAUACAUCAGCAACAGCAAGUUCCUAUGCAAGUUCCAGAAUUAGUCAGAUUACCAGCUGAAGAGAACUUACAACCGCCAUCACCACGACCACGUAUACGAUGUUCAACCCGCACUCAUAAAGCUCCAGAUUACCUUAAAGACUAUGUUACAAAAUGA